AUGGAACAGUACAUUGGGGAUAGGAACCUUGGCAUAUUCUCUGUGGCAGAAAGAGUGGAGCCCAACAAAAGAUUAGGUUUUACAGUUGAAUCAUGGAAAGUACGCCAUGUAUCCGGAACAUUCGCAACAGAAAAGAUAGAGUUGUCAGAAGAUUUUAAAGUAUCUGCGUUUCCUUCACAAAGCGUGCAAUUUGAUGCCCUGAUUCAAUAUGACACCAAAAUACACACCAUUGAACGUGAAAGGUUUCUAAGAUUUUGGAUUGAGGGGGAAUCGACCAUAACCUUGGUUGCUAUGAGCAAGGCAGAUGAAAUCGUCGGUUACGGCGUCAUUAAGCGUGAUUCUAACAAUACUAUCCUUAUUGGCCCACUUUAUGGUGAAACCCCCGCCAUUAUAAAAAGCUUACUGGUCAGCUUAAUGGGCAAGACUACUUUUGGUGAAAUUGUGGACAUGUGGGCACCUGUUGGGAGCGAAAUUUUGAAAGAAUUGCUGUCUGAGAAUAAAAGCACACUUAAAGUUCAUGCGGACGUGACCCGAAUGUUUUACCAUCAUGACGUGAAGGUUCCACAGGAAAAGAUCUUUUUAAUUGCGUCAGCAACAGCAGCUCAUCAUUGUUGA
Messenger RNA from Lingula anatina, 615 nucleotides. RefSeq lists its product as uncharacterized. Lineage: Eukaryota; Metazoa; Brachiopoda; Lingulata; Lingulida; Lingulidae. The record is from RefSeq and is a predicted model, not a curated record.